Messenger RNA from Ostertagia ostertagi, 564 nucleotides. NCBI's taxonomy places the organism in Eukaryota, Metazoa, Nematoda, Chromadorea, Rhabditida, Trichostrongylidae. The record is from the annotation of a GenBank genome assembly.
GUGCGAGCAAAUGUCAGCCUUCCGUUCGUGCGUACAAGUGCCGACUGUAGCGUCGAUUCUUUCUUCACCCUUGAUGGCAGUUUUGUCGUCGAACUUCAUAACUUCACUAUCGAUCUCGAGCUGAACAUCAGACGAAAUGAAACAUCAGGAAGGAACAUUUUUGAGGUACCUUACUGCGAGACCACUCAUUCGGAUGUUGUCAUCCUACUCGAAGAGGACUCACUACUAAACAUCAUUCAAGGAACACUCCGCAGCACGAUGUCAGAUGCGGUGAAAACACAGAUCUGUGAGACAAUUUUGGAUGCGGUGAAAUUCGUUGACUCGCAGGAAUUGCAGAUUCAGCGGCUGAAAGAACCAGCCGCUACGUCCUCUCCAUUGCCGAAGUCUGACGAUGAAGCCGCAUCUCCAGGAUCAUGGAGCGCCAAUCUUGAUCUUGUCUAUCCACCGAGGUUCAGUGACGAGGAUGUAGUGUUUGGUGUUGACGGAGGUCUGCUCUUCAACGGCGCUCCAGCCGAUAACGUCGAACAUCCACCAGCGUUGAACACAAGUGUUCUUAACACGAAG